Messenger RNA from Habropoda laboriosa, 1475 nucleotides. It is a transcript of the gene Atg6, whose product is annotated as beclin-1-like protein. The record is from RefSeq and is a predicted model, not a curated record. The transcript is spliced from 6 exons. Lineage: Eukaryota; Metazoa; Arthropoda; Insecta; Hymenoptera; Apidae. Gene Ontology annotation, cellular component: phosphatidylinositol 3-kinase complex, class III, type I; phosphatidylinositol 3-kinase complex, class III, type II; phagophore assembly site. Gene Ontology annotation, biological process: cellular response to nitrogen starvation; autophagy; autophagosome assembly. Bases 77 to 1369 code for a protein of 430 amino acids.
AAAUGCGUAUUUAUAAAUAACGUGGCGUACAAGUUCGUCGCGAGCUUGUGUUACUCUUCAGUAACUAAACGUCAAAAUGGUAGAUAUAAAAAGUAACGUGAGUUUUGCGUGCCAGCGAUGUCUACAACCUCUCAGACUGGAUACUAGUUUUUAUCAUCUCGGGGAACACACGUUAGCAGAACUUUCACUUCCUAUCCAACAACAAGUGGUGGGAGAGAUAGAGCCACAAAGUGGAAGCAUAGAACAUUUAGUACCUCCAUUUAAAUUAACCGAAUCUGCAAAUGGAACUAAUGGAUUCAUGUUGGUUGGGGAUUCUGGGGAAACAGAAAGUCUCAGUCACCAUUUGAAGGUACGGGCAACAUUAUUUGAUAUUCUUAGUAGUAGUAGCUCUGCUGAUCACCCACUCUGUGAUGAAUGUACGGAUAGUCUUUUAUUGUUAAUGGAUCAGCAAUUGAGACUGACUGAAGAAGAAUGGUCAGAUUACAAUGAAUAUUUAAAAAAGUUAGAAAUAGAGCAGCAACAACAGGGUCAUGAAGAUGUAGAAAUGGAAACUCUGACAAAGGAACUGCAAGAUGUGAAGUCAGAAGAGAAAAGAAUGAUAAGAGAGUUGGAAGCAUUAAGGAAAGAAGAAAUUGCAACUAGAAAUGCCAUAGUUGAACAAGAGAGGGAAAGGGAAAAGUUGCAAUGUGCAGAAGAAAGAUAUUGGAAAGAACACUCAAAGCAUAAAAGAGAUCUUAUAUUGGCAGAAGAUGAGUACCGUAGUCUGGAGUGCCAGUUAGCAUAUGCAGCUUCACAGCUAGAGAGACUGAAGAAAACAAAUGUUUUUAAUGCUACAUUUCAUAUUUGGCACUCAGGACAUUUCGGAACUAUAAAUUCCUUCCGAUUAGGCAGAUUGCCGAGUGCGCCGGUAGAUUGGAGCGAAAUAAAUGCCGCAUGGGGACAGACCACCUUACUGUUAACAGCUCUUGCUAGGAAAAUGAAUCUCACGUUCAAACGUUUUCGAUUAGUGCCAUUUGGUAAUCAUAGUUACAUUGAAGCUUUAGACCAACAUAGAGAACUUCCUUUGUAUGGAAGUGGAGGAUUUAAAUUUUUAUGGGACACAAAGUUUGAUGCAGCAAUGGUAGCAUUUCUAGACUGUUUGCAACAGUUUAAAGAACAGGUGGAAAAAGGAGACAGUGGGUUCUGUCUACCGUAUAGAAUGGAUCGGGGAAAAAUAGAAGAUUCCGCAACCGGCAACUCUUAUUCAAUCAAAAUACAAUUUAAUUCGGAGGAACAAUGGACCAAGGCAUUGAAAUUUCUGUUGACCAAUUUAAAAUGGGGUUUAGCAUGGGUUAGUUCCCAGUUCACAAAAGGCGAGGCUGAGCAUUAACUUGUUGUUAGUUUAUGCAAAUUCAUCCAGUCUUAAUCAUACAUCUCUUUUACAUUCACUUAUCUAGAAACCAGGAUACACCGUACAGUAAACUUGGGGGACUUUG